Molecule: messenger RNA, 2286 nt
Organism: Rosa chinensis
Lineage: Eukaryota; Viridiplantae; Streptophyta; Magnoliopsida; Rosales; Rosaceae
Product: ATP-dependent zinc metalloprotease FTSH, chloroplastic
Exons: 5
Coding region: 1-2142 (713 amino acids)
Biological process (GO): proteolysis
Cellular component (GO): membrane; chloroplast thylakoid
Molecular function (GO): ATP-dependent peptidase activity; metalloendopeptidase activity; ATP hydrolysis activity
Source: RefSeq, a predicted model, not a curated record
AUGGCUUCCACAACGAACCCUCUACUCUCUUCUAGCUUCUACGGCACUAAAAUCCUCCACUCUCCUCCAACCCCCAAAACCACCAGAUCAUCAGCACCACUUCUUCCUCUUCCGUUCUUCUCCAAACGAAAGCUUGUAAUUGCCAAAAAUGAAGAACCCAAUUCCGACUCCUUCAAAUCCAUCACAUCCCAGGCCACUCUAGCUGGCUUGCUCUUUACUUCACUCACCACCCAACAAGCCCUCGCCGUAGACAACGUCACACCACCGUCACAGCCCGCCCCGCUGCUCCAGGCCCAGCCCACCAAGCCCAAUUCCUCUCCCUUCUCUCAGAACCUCAACUUAACAGCACCAAAGCCACAACAGCAGUCCGUUACUGACCUCCCGGAAGGCAGCCAAUGGCGUUACAGCGAGUUCUUGAACGCCGUGAAGAAGGGGAAGGUGGAGAGAGUCAGGUUCGCCAAAGAAGGCUCUGCUCUUCAGCUGACGGCGAUUGACGGCCGUCGCGCCUCGGUGGUGGUCCCGAACGACCCGGACCUCAUCGACAUUCUGGCCAUGAACGGCGUUGAUAUCUCCGUCUCCGAGGGAGACUCCGGAGGUGGGAUAUUCAACUUCAUUGGGAAUUUGCUGUUUCCGAUAAUCGCCUUCGCCGGAUUGUUCUUCCUUUUCAGGCGGGGACAGGGAGGUCCGGGAGGACCCGGUGGCCUCGGUGGGCCCAUGGACUUCGGAAGGUCCAAGUCCAAGUUCCAGGAGGUUCCAGAAACUGGAGUUACUUUCUCUGAUGUUGCUGGAGCUGACCAGGCCAAGCUGGAGUUGCAGGAGGUUGUUGAUUUCUUGAAGAACCCGGAUAAGUACACUGCUCUUGGAGCUAAAAUCCCAAAGGGGUGUCUUCUGGUGGGGCCACCCGGUACCGGAAAGACCCUUCUGGCUCGUGCCGUCGCCGGUGAGGCUGGCACGCCGUUCUUCUCGUGCGCAGCCUCGGAGUUCGUGGAGCUGUUUGUUGGAGUUGGGGCCUCGAGAGUGAGGGAUUUGUUUGAGAAGGCAAAGUCGAAAGCGCCGUGCAUUGUGUUCAUUGAUGAGAUUGAUGCAGUUGGGAGGCAGAGAGGGGCAGGAAUGGGAGGUGGAAAUGACGAGAGAGAACAGACUAUUAAUCAGUUGUUGACGGAGAUGGAUGGUUUUUCUGGUAAUUCUGGUGUGAUUGUGUUGGCGGCGACUAACAGGCCGGAUGUUCUUGAUUCAGCUCUGUUGAGGCCCGGAAGGUUUGACAGACAAGUAACCGUGGACAGGCCUGAUGUUGCUGGGAGAGUUAAGAUCCUGCAGGUGCACUCCAGAGGGAAGGCACUGGCAAAGGAUGUGGACUUUGAAAAGAUUGCAAGAAGAACGCCUGGUUUCACAGGAGCAGAUCUACAGAACCUGAUGAACGAAGCUGCCAUUCUUGCAGCCAGACGUGAGCUCAAGGAAAUAAGCAAAGAUGAGAUAGCUGAUGCUCUGGAGCGAAUCAUUGCCGGACCAGAGAAGAAAAAUGCUGUAGUCUCGGAGGAGAAGAAGAAAUUAGUUGCUUACCAUGAGGCUGGGCAUGCUCUUGUUGGUGCCUUGAUGCCGGAAUAUGAUCCUGUAGCCAAGAUAUCCAUCAUCCCCCGUGGCCAAGCAGGUGGUCUAACCUUCUUUGCUCCAAGUGAAGAGAGACUCGAGUCUGGACUGUACAGCAGAAGCUACCUGGAGAAUCAAAUGGCUGUUGCCCUUGGAGGAAGGGUGGCUGAAGAAGUCAUCUUUGGUCAGGCGAAUGUGACAACAGGAGCAUCAAAUGACUUCAUGCAAGUUUCAAGGGUGGCAAGGCAGAUGGUCGAGAGAUUUGGAUUCAGCAAAAAGAUCGGACAAGUUGCGGUUGGUAGUUCAGGUGGCAAUCCCUUCUUAGGUCAACAGAUGUCAUCCCAAAAAGAUUACUCCAUGGCGACCGCUGAUAUCGUGGAUGCAGAGGUGAGGGAGCUGGUAGAGAAAGCUUACAAAAGGGCCACGGAGAUCGUCACAACCCACAUUGACAUCCUCCACAAGUUGGCCAACCUCCUGAUAGAGAAGGAAAGUGUAGAUGGUGAAGAAUUCAUGAGCCUCUUUAUUGAUGGAAAGGCUGAGCUUUAUGUCUCAUAAUUGGGCAAUUGAAACUAAAUUCAUGUAUCAUUACUCGGCGUAAAAAUGUUGUAUUAUAAGUUUCAAAUACACACGUACAGGUUAAUCAAUUAUUUAAUCAAAUUAGGGAAAAAAAUAUAGCACAGUACUUGAUGCAGAAGAAAA